Iphiclides podalirius (scarce swallowtail) is the source of this 219-nucleotide messenger RNA. NCBI's taxonomy places the organism in Eukaryota, Metazoa, Arthropoda, Insecta, Lepidoptera, Papilionidae. The record is from the annotation of a GenBank genome assembly.
AUGCUGGGCGGCGUGGGUGGUCGGCACGCCUCGGUGCGGCGGCGGGGCAGCUCGCCGUGCGUGCGGCGCGGCGACUCGCCGCCGGCGUCGCCCCGUCCGCCGAGGCGCCGCCGCGCCGCCCUAGCCGUCUCCGACCACAAGACCUGCGCCCUCAUCCACACGCGCCUCAAGCUGGGCGACAUCAUGCAGUCCCAAGAGCCCCCACCCCAGUAUCUCGAA